Molecule: messenger RNA, 1140 nt
Organism: Vanderwaltozyma polyspora DSM 70294
Lineage: Eukaryota; Fungi; Ascomycota; Saccharomycetes; Saccharomycetales; Saccharomycetaceae
Exons: 1
Coding region: 1-1140 (379 amino acids)
Biological process (GO): UDP-glucose transmembrane transport
Cellular component (GO): Golgi apparatus; endoplasmic reticulum-Golgi intermediate compartment; cis-Golgi network
Molecular function (GO): antiporter activity
Source: RefSeq, a predicted model, not a curated record
AUGGCAAGACAUCUGGUAACAUUGAUCUUAGAAUGGUAUUUCUGCUCAAUUAGUUUGUCAUUGUACAAUAAAUGGAUGUUUGAUCCAAAUAAAGGGAUCUAUGUACCGUAUCCUAUAUUAAUUACUUGUUUUCAUCAAUUCACAUUAUACAUACUUUCAAUGGUCUUCAUAAAAUUAAAAGGUAUCAAGAAGAAGACUAAUAAAAAAGCAGGUACUACCAAGAAUAUUGACUGGGGGUUUUGGUUCAAGUUUAUUUUACCAACUGCAAUUGCAUCCGCUGGUGAUAUUGGUUUAUCCAAUGUUUCCUUUAAAUUUGUGCCUUUAACCAUAUACACAAUUUUAAAAUCUGCUAGUAUUGUAUUCGUUUUAUUAUUUGGUUGUCUGUUUAGAAUCGAAAGAUAUCAUUGGAAACUAUCUUUGGUCACCUUAGGUAUGUGUUUGGGUGUAUUUCUAAUGGUAUACAAUCCAGACUUGACUUCCAAGGAGUCGUAUAAAAAUUCCACGGAUCCAGAAACAAUAGCCUUUGGUUCAAUGUUAGUACUAAUUACAAGUUGUUUGUCAGGUUUUAGAUGGGUUUGCACUCAAAUAAUUCUAAAGCACACUACUAAAUCUACUAAAAAAUCAAAUCGUAAGCAUUCAAGCAGCAAAAAUUAUUCCAAAUCUAAGAAACAACAUCCAAUAUUAACCAUUAGACAAAUGUCACCAAUCGUUGGUACAGUUCUUUUGAUAACAUCGCUAAUAAUUGAAAAGCCAUUCCCUGACUUUUUCCACCUAAGAUUAUUUCAAAACGGUUUGGCUGAAAACAACAUACCAGAUGUCCCAAUAUAUGAUUCUUGGUCAAUAUUUAAAGGUGUUGUACUUUUAAUAAUACCAGGAAUAGAAGUAUUUGCAAUGACAUUAUGUGAAUUUAGCAUCUUACAAAUUUCUCAAGUUCUAACAUUAUCUAUAGCAGGCAUUGCCAAAGAAGUUCUUACUGUGUUGCUAAGUAUGUUGGUAUUGGGAGAAAGAAUUCAUGGAAUACAAGGAUACAUCGGUAUGUGCAUAAUUCUAUUAGACGUUCUCUAUUAUAAUUACUUUAGAUUCACUCAGAACAAACAUUCAAAGAAAGAAAAAUUGUCAGUUGAUGACAGUAAACUAUAA